Molecule: messenger RNA, 2357 nt
Organism: Musa acuminata AAA Group (dessert banana)
Lineage: Eukaryota; Viridiplantae; Streptophyta; Magnoliopsida; Zingiberales; Musaceae
Product: BTB/POZ domain-containing protein At5g03250-like
Exons: 4
Coding region: 146-1969 (607 amino acids)
Molecular function (GO): protein binding
Source: RefSeq, a predicted model, not a curated record
CUAGUUUCCUCUUAUCUCUCUUCUUAUAUUUAAUCCUUCUCCUGUAUGGAGUGCAACAACAAGUUCAUGCUAUCCUGCUGUGCUAUCAUUUCCUGAUCAACUUUCUAACAUAAGCUGCAGAUCUUGAAAGAAAAGGAAGAAAGUGAUGGCUACAAUGAAGCUGGGUUCCAAGGCAGAAGCAUUUCAGCUUGAAGGCCAAACAUGGAGAUGUUUGACUGAGCUUGCAAGUGAUGUUCUCAUUGAAGUAGGAGAGAUGUCUUUCCAUCUUCAUAAGUUCCCACUGCUCAAUAGGAGCGGUCUUUUGGGAAGAAUGAUAAGUGAAUUCCGCAGUGAGGAUGGAAAAGCUUGUGUUCUUCGUCUCCAUGACAUCCCUGGUGGUGCCAAGGCUUUCGAGCUGGCGGCCAAAUUUUGCUACGACAUCAAGAUAGAGCUGAAUGCCACCAACGUUGUGCCUGUGCGAUGUGCCGCGGAGCACCUCCUCAUGACCGAGGAUUAUGUAGGAGGUAACCUUAUCACGCGGACAGACAACUUCCUGGGCGAAGUACUUAGUAGCUGGAAGGACACAAUCAAAGCCCUUGAGGCAUGCGAGAGCGUUCUUCCUCAUGCAGAGGGCCUCCAUAUCGUCUCCAGAUGCAUCAACUCUCUGGCAUCUAAAGCUUGUUCUGAUCCGAGUCUUUCGGCUUGGCCUGUGGGUGGACACGCCGCCACCAAAAGCUCACAAGGUAGCAGUAGUUGUAGCAGUAGCCGAACUCCCUGGAACGGAAUAGUCGCCAGAGAGGCACCGAGGUCAGCGCUUGCGGAUUGGUGGUAUAUGGACGCAACGUUCCUCGGUCUGCCACUGUUCAAAAGACUCAUCUUGGCCAUGGAGGCCAAAGGAAUGAAGCCGGAAAACGUUGCUGAAGCCCUCAUUUAUUCUGCAAAGAGGUCCUUACCAGGACUGAGUGGGGGCAGUACUGCUGCUCGCAUCACGCCUGGUACAUCGAUUUCAGCAGCAUCAGAAAGCGAGCAAAGGGUCUUCCUUGAAGAGAUUGUUGACCUGCUACCCAUGAACAAGGGUGUGAUCUCGACCAGGUUCCUUCUCCGAUUGCUUCGCACUGCCAUGAUCUUACGUGCGAGUCCUUCCUGUAGGGAGAAUUUGGAGAGGAGAACAGGAGCCCAAGUGGAGGAAGCUGCACUGGAGGAUCUCCUAAUACCAAGCUUGGACCCUUCGGUGGAAACUCUUUACGACGUAGACUGUGUCCAGCGAAUCCUCGGCCACUUCAUGCAGCUAAACCAGUCGGCUGUGACUUCUCCAGCCAUAGUCGACGAGGGGCAAUCGAUAACCUCCUCUUCAUCACCGACACCCAUGACUAUGGUGGCAAGACUUGUGGAUGUCUAUCUUGCAGAAGUUGCAGCUGAUGUUAAUUUGAAGCUUCACAAGUUCCUCUCACUGGCUUCCGUCGUUUCGGAUUACGCCAGGCCUUUGGAUGAUGGUAUCUACAGAGCUAUUGACGUUUAUCUCAAGUCACAUCCAUGGCUCACAGAAUCCGAGAGGGAGCAGAUCUGCCAACUCAUUAACUGCCAGAAGCUCUCCUUGGAAGCCUGCACUCAUGCAGCCCAGAACGAGAGGCUUCCCCUCAGACUGGUCGUCCAAGUUCUGUUCUUUGAGCAGCUCCACCUACGAACCUCGAUUGCAGGUUGGUUCUUCGUCUCCGAUAGGGUGGAGUGCUCCCAGGCUCCUCAUGCCAACCUCGCUCUCCAGAAGAGCAGCAAUGUCGCGAUUCAAGCAGAUAUCAGCGAGGAACAGGAGAACGACGAUCACCAUAUGGAUGUCGAUGACAUGAGGUCGCAAGUUCUGGAGCUCGAGAAGGAAUGUUUGAGCAUGAAGCAAGAGAUCGAGAAGCUCGGAAAGCCAAGGAGUUCAUGGAACAUUUUCUCCCGGAAAUGUGGGUUUGGGGUCAAGUCGCAAUCUGUGGCGGGUGGCAAAUAACUUCAGAUAGAUUCACCGGCCUGACACUGCAGGUGAUAUUGCCUACCGUUGUCGAAACUUCUUUUUGUUUCUUUAACUGAUAUCGUGCAAUCGUAGUCUUUUUUAUUGCUAUUCUCUGAGCAUGUUCUCUUUUGCUGCUGACAUUUUACCACCUAUAAACUCCCUCGUCUCUAUCUUUACAUGUCCUGAAUUGUACUGGAGAACAGUCCUGCUUGAAUUUAUCGUUCUCGAGUAGGAAACUAAGAUCUGCACUCUUGCUUGAUACCUUUCCCGAUCUAUCCUUUCUGUGUCCUUAUGAUUAGCUUUAUAGGUGGGUAAAUUGGUGACUCCAUCCGCCUACCUGUGUAAUGCACUGCACCAAGUUUAUCUCUGUUCAUGCAACCAGACC